AUGGCUCCCACCACCAACCGCCCCGAACACCACAUCAACCUCAACUACAUCCCCCAGCUGCCCCAGCCGCCGCACUCGGGCUCCUCGACGGGCAACACCUCGCCCGUUGAGCCUCCCAACAGCGGCUCUCUGCGCUUCGCUGGCAAUGCCCCGAACCCGCUCGGCAACGCGAGGCUCGGCAACGGGUCCCCGUCGCAUGAGUAUGGCAGCCGCCUAUUUUCCAAACGUGCACGCGAGAUUCAGGCACAGGAGGGCUUAACUCCGCAAAUGUGGGGACCUCCUACCAGCGGGAAUUCCACGCCGCUGCGCGAGACCAUCCCGGAGUCCCCCAACAGCGAGAACUUGAGCUUCCCCGACUUCAACAACGCCGUGCCAGACACCAUGUCAGCUGCACCCGCUCCCAACCGCCGCGCCCGCGCUGGCACCCUGCCCUCCCGCUUCUCCCCCUCCGCUGCCCCUCCUGGCCUCAUGUCCGGCUCCUCGCUGCUUCCCAAGAGCUCCCGACCAACGCCCUCGACGAGCCCCUUCAAGCCAGGGCCAGGCACACCAACCGACAACUCGAGCUUCAACGCGCUUGGGUCUACAAACGCUGCGGCCAAGUCUGCACUGCUCUCACGUCUGCGUGCUGGCUCAAUGCCUCAGCGACCGGGUGGCUACCUCCCUCCCUCCAACUCGCCGUUCGGCAACUCCAUCUUCUCGGGCGGCUGGUCAAACCAGCGUGACCGCAGCAGCACACUCCAGAGCAUUGCCUCGGUGCCCUCAAACGGACAAGGCUCGCCAAGGUCUUCCUUCUCCCGCGACUCGCUCGCCGACACCGAUGUCAAGACCCUGGACUACCUUGGUCUAGUCGACACCCCGCAGCCUGCACGAGCUACCCUGGCUCCGUCCGACAUCGAGCUCCUCCUCGAGAGCCAGAGGAACGCCAACAACCAGAACUCUGGUGGUGCAAACCGCUUCCGUUCCUACUCUGUCAACGCCAAGGAGAAGUACGCCGAAGAGGAGGAGGAUCAAUAUGGCGCAUACAGCGGCACCAUCACUCCUGCCGAAGCCAACGCACUUCUCAUUCACGAAGCUGUUCGCCAACACAACCUCGAAGUUCAGGCCUUUGCGAACCUCGCCUCAAACGCGCGCCCACGUGCUCGCACCGCCGGCGUGUUAGAUGCUCCUUCGCGGGGCAUGAUGCGGCCCUACUUGCCCGCCAUGGGCCGGUUUGACAACGGCAUGGGAACCGGUGACUUGACUGAGGAUGCAGAGUACAAUCUCACUGAGGCUGUCAAGAAGCUACACUUGCCCGGCUCCAACCUCGGCGACGAUGGAACUCUGGAAGGACCCACUCGAUCGCUGUGGCUCGGCAACAUUCCAUCUUCGACCACCGUUUCGUCGCUCCAGGUUAUCUUCGCUCAGUACGGUGGGAUUGAGUCUACCCGUGUUCUCACACACAAGAACUGCGGUUUCGUCAACUACGAGAAUCUUGAGAGUGCCGUCCAAGCAAAGUCAACUUUGAACGGAAAGGAGAUCUUCCCUGGUGCUGGCCCCGUCCGCAUUGGUUACGCUAAGAUUCCAAGCGCAGCAGCUACGCCUGGCCACAAUGGUCUGUUCCCUUCACCGAGUCCUGACCCGUUGUCAAAGGCUCAGGCUGAGGGCACAGCUGGCUCUGCCGCCGCUACCAAGGUGGCCAACAUUCCCGCGAAUGUGCCUUUGACCACCCCAGAGCUCAGCGACAUCCGUACCGACAUUAUCCAGAUUGUGAAGGAGUUGGGCGCCACGGACGACGAGCAGACAAGGAUCACCACCAAGGUCGAGAAGGCUGUCCAGUUCAACAACUACGUCGACGAGAUCCCAUCUGUCGAAGAGCCGAGCCACACCCGCAUUCACGACGCCCCCAGACUGCGAGAGAUCCGCAAGCGCAUCGACAACGGAUCCUGCUCCAAGGAGGACAUUGAGAACAUUGCUAUGGCCAUGCUCCCAGAAAUCGCUGAACUGUCUUCUGACUACCUUGGAAACACUGUCGUGCAGAAGCUGUUCGAGUUCUGCGAGGAGCCUACCAAAGAAGCCAUGCUUCGCGAGAUUGCACCCCACCUAGCCAAGAUUGGUGUGCAUAAGAACGGAACAUGGGCUGCGCAGAAGAUCAUCGAUGUGUCCAAGUCCGAGACUAUGCAGAAGAUGGUCGUAGAUGCUGUCCAACCUUAUGCUAUGGCUCUCUUCCUCGAUCAGUUCGGCAACUACGUCAUGCAAGGCUGCCUCAAGUACCAGAAGUUCAACGAUUUCAUCUUUGAGGUCAUGCUGGGCAGACUCUGGGAUCUCGCCCAAGGUCGAUUCGGUGCCCGUGCCAUGCGAGCUUGCUUGGAGAGCCACUAUGCCACCAAGGACCAGCAGCGCAUGGUAGCUGCUGCAAUCGCUCUUCACAGCGUGCAGCUCGCAACCAACGCGAAUGGUGCCUUGCUCCUGACCUGGUUCCUCGACACCUGCACCUUCCCAAGGAGGCGUACGGUCUUGGCUCCCCGCCUAGUCCCGCACAUUGUCCACCUCUGCACACACAAGGUUGCAUACCUCACAGUCUUGAAGAUAAUCAACCAGCGCAACGAGCCAGAAGCUCGUGACACCAUCCUUCAGGCACUGUUCUUCUCUCCCAACGACCAGGUAUUGGAAAGCAUCUUGGCCGACCAGAACUGCGGUGCCACCUUGAUCUUCAAGGUACUCACCACUCCCUUCUUCGAUGAGCAGAUCCGUGCGGAUGUAGUAACAAACGUUCGCAACGUUCUUCUUCGCAUCAAGGCGCAGCCCCAACAGGGCUACAAGCGACUCAUGGAUGAGGUAGGUCUUUCCACUCGUGGCGGACCUGGUCAUCGUGAGCACUCCGCAACCCGCCCAGCGUCCAAGGACAGCAUUGCGUCUGGACCGCCAAACCCUGGGCAAUUCUAUCAGGGAGCGGCAGCUGGCUUCGACCCUGUCGCACUCCAGCGCACAGCAAGCAUGGACUCCAAUGGCUUCGAGCAAUACCCAAUGGGCGGUGGACCCAUGUACAUGCCAAACAUGCAGGCCAUGAACAACCAGCAGCAGAUGCAGUACCAGCAGCUCCUGGCCCGACAGGGUCAGUUCUACCCUCAGAUGAACGGCUUCCAAGGUCCCGUUCCAGGCAUGGAUGCCUACCGCAAUGCGUCGCCUGUUGCAGGCCCCGGCAGCUUCAACGGAUCACCGAUGAUGCAGCCCGCCAACCUCGCCGGUCAGGGCAUGCCCGGCAUGUACCCUCCCUACGGCAUGUACAUGCCACCCCAGCACCAGCAGGCGGCUGGAGGCAACCAGCGACGUGGCAGAGACAUUCUAUCCCACUACUACAAGUUACUCAGACCUCCAAUGGAUCCUCCCGAAAGCAACAAGAAUCUGCCUGCUGCAGAAACGCAGGAAGUUGCAGAAAUGCAGAAAGUUGCAGAAAUGCAGAAAGUUGCAAAAACACAGAAAGCCUGGCCUCUACAACAUUACUGGGAGGGGGAAAUAACAACUGGCUAUACAAACUCCGAGAAACUGAGAAAGCUCCACCAAAAGCUUUUCCCGGAGUUCUACAAAGAUGAGAACAAACGCGGGGACGAUCACCAGUGGGACCCCAUUGAGAUUAAAGGUGAACGUAUGCUGUACUCGUACCAACGUCGCGAUGGGGCGGCUCGGGAUCUCAAGAAAGAAUUCCCUGAGUUUGAAUGGCCUGAGGGAGACGUGUGGGGGUCUGGCAGGCGUGAGUUUGUUCAGGAAGAACUGCUUCGGACAGGUGUGCUAAGCUUAUUUGCAGUCCUUAAAGAGAUGAGAAAAGCGCACCGGUCAUCCAAAGACGAAGCAGCAGAUGCAGUAUCGAAAGCGAAGGAAGAUAGUGACGGAAAGGGAGAGGAGAUGGAGAAGCUGAAGGAGAACAUGUCUAUACCGGCCAAGUCGAAGGUCUACUUGGUAACAUACCCCGCAACGCUCUCCAAAGAAGGCACCAUUCCUGUCGAAGAGAAGAUCGAGGCUCUCACAAACUAUCCAUAUGCCCUGAAAUUAGUCGGCCUUGAGGAGGAUGGUCUGGAUAAAGAUGGUAAAGAGGUCCCAGGAUGGAGCAUCAAAUACAUUGGCAUCAUGACCGCAGAGGAGGCUCGCCAAAAGUACAGUGUCGACGAUGGUGAGCCCGUAGAAAUUGAAGAGGGCGGCGAAUGGCAAUGUUACGAAAAGGGUCAAUGGGCCACUCCUGGACUCUUCCACGAACCGGUGUUGUGUCCGCCCCUGAUGUUUGAGAUAAACGAAUGGCUUGUUGCCGAGAACAAGAAACAACUUCAAGAAGCCAAAGACAGUGAUGAAGGAUGGGUGCCUCUCCACCCGGAUAUCGCGAAGGGGCCCGGCGGAUGGAUUACCACAGGCUGUGAGUCCUCAUGUAAUCCACAGAAUAAUGCCACGCUAAACGAUAAUCUAGUUCAAGAUGCCUACCUUCAGUUGCUAGAUCAGAGGAAGAAUGGCAAAGACAAGAAGGCAGUGGAAGUGGGAGGCAAAAUUAAAUCUCCUGGUUUCUUCCAAAGGUGGUUCGGCGGGGGGGAACUAGCCACGAGUGUAGUGACUGGGAUUGCAAUCUCGAGUCUAGAUAUAUGCCAAUGGAGCAACGUCUUCCAGCUCGUGCAAAUAGUUGUGCGAUGA
Alternaria incomplexa is the source of this 4650-nucleotide messenger RNA. RefSeq lists its product as uncharacterized. Gene Ontology annotation, molecular function: RNA binding. The coding region runs from base 1 to 4650 and encodes 1549 amino acids. NCBI's taxonomy places the organism in Eukaryota, Fungi, Ascomycota, Dothideomycetes, Pleosporales, Pleosporaceae. The transcript has 5 exons. The record is from RefSeq and is a predicted model, not a curated record.